GUAUCAAAAGAUUUCAAAUCUUUCAUUUGCUAAUUUAGGUUACUAUAUAUAAUUUUUAAUACCUUAACCUUCUCGUCUUCAUUUAUUCAUAACCAAUUGAUCUCGAUCGCAAUUCCGAUCCAUGCUUCGUAUGCAAACCCUAAUUUUCUUACUCUUCCACCAUGGCCUUGAAAAUUGUACAUUCUCUAUUAUGUGUAGUUUUUUGGCUUUCUCUCCUCUUGUUAGGAUUUCUUGAGUUGUAUAAUUGUAAGUCUCGCAUUGGUACCACAAACGAAAUCAUCAACUCAACGUAUAAUUUGCAUCAUCAUCGUCGAUCUUCAUACAAUAGAAAAGUUCUUGCUAGUAGAUUCGACUUCACUCCAUUUCAAAAAAAGCAACAUCUUCAUGAUCAUCGUCAUGAUCAUGGCGAAGAGGAAAAACAAAUGCACGAAGAUAAAGAUGGAAGAGAGAUUGAUCCGCGUUAUGGUGUCGAAAAACGUCGCGUCCCUACUGGUCCAAACCCUUUACACCAUUGAUGAUAUUUUAUUCUUUGCUUGGUUAGUACCCUUUUAUGAUUACUCUGGUCAUGAUCAUGAUCGAAAGUGGUCAGUAAGAGCUUUCAUUACUUAGAUAUGAUGAUCCAAUAGCAUUUUGAUUUUCUUUUUCUUUCCCUAAUACUUCUUUAUUUUAUUUUUCUCCUUUUUGUUUUCCUUUUAAUCAUGAAGCUAAAAGUAUUUCGAGUUUGAUAGAUCAUGAUAUUGUAAAAAAAGUAUAGAGUUAUAG
Molecule: messenger RNA, 762 nt
Organism: Mercurialis annua (annual mercury)
Lineage: Eukaryota; Viridiplantae; Streptophyta; Magnoliopsida; Malpighiales; Euphorbiaceae
Product: CLAVATA3/ESR (CLE)-related protein 12-like
Exons: 1
Coding region: 162-515 (117 amino acids)
Source: RefSeq, a predicted model, not a curated record